AACGGCUGGCAAUUGAUGACAGAGUUAUUGGCGGAACGGUGGUCGGUCGACGUCGGUUCGGCCAGGCGACCGCCGGAUGGCACCACUAGUAUCGUUUCCAGCCGAAAGCGGUCGAGUCUAGAUUUGAGAGCGAGGCGACGUGGAAACUUGAUUGACAGUUUCUACCCUAACCUCAAAUCGGAGCGCCAUACAAUGAGUCUCCCGCGGCACGCUCAAUUCAUCAGUCGUACGAUCUUCGUUCAGAACAACGACGUGGAGAAGGCGUGCCGCAUAUUAAAUCGCAUAUUAUCCAAGGAGGACAUCUUCGGCCAGUACAGGCGCACCAGGUACUACGAGAAGCCGACCCAGGUCAGACGUAGGAUUAACUUUGAGCACUGCAAGUCGAUCUACAACGAGGACAUGGACAGAAAGAUCAAGUUCCUUUUACGGAAGAAUAGAGUAGAUCCUUUCCCUGGUGCAUCGUCGUAGGAUUAUAAACCCCACAUCCUAGAUCACACAAUUGGAAAUCUAUCUACAAGAUCUUGGUACAUGAUUUAUUUAUAAAUAAAUACUACCUCCCAGAGAAAUAUAUAGGAAAUAUGUUCUACAUGUAA
Molecule: messenger RNA, 593 nt
Organism: Monomorium pharaonis (pharaoh ant)
Lineage: Eukaryota; Metazoa; Arthropoda; Insecta; Hymenoptera; Formicidae
Gene: mRpS21
Product: 28S ribosomal protein S21, mitochondrial
Exons: 3
Coding region: 16-468 (150 amino acids)
Biological process (GO): translation
Cellular component (GO): ribosome
Molecular function (GO): structural constituent of ribosome
Source: RefSeq, a predicted model, not a curated record